Messenger RNA from Cucumis melo (muskmelon), 740 nucleotides. RefSeq names its product mitochondrial import inner membrane translocase subunit TIM8. The record is from RefSeq and is a predicted model, not a curated record. The transcript has 2 exons. The coding region runs from base 253 to 486 and encodes 77 amino acids. Lineage: Eukaryota; Viridiplantae; Streptophyta; Magnoliopsida; Cucurbitales; Cucurbitaceae.
AUUUCAGAUUUUCCUCGCUUCUUUCUUUGACCCAUUGCUUCCCUGCCUCCCUUGGGUUUCUUCUUCGUUGCCACUCUUUGAUCUCUUCACGGAACUUCAUUUGUUAAGAGCUCGUUUAGCCUGCCUUUUGUCGCCCAUCAUACGGAGCUACACUUUUUCUGUUAAAAUUUUGUAAGGGUUUUGCAGUCGGUCUCUACUUACAGCUGGUCAGAUUCACGGGCUUUAACGUCUCAUCAACCUUUCUAAGUUCCCAUGGAUUCCUCGUCUCUUAACUCCCCGGAGCUGAUGAAUUUUAUCAAUGAAGAGAAGCAAAGAGCUAUGGUUGCUGAGAUGGUGGCAAAGCUUACCAGUGUCUGUUGGGACAAGUGCAUCACUGGAACACCAGGGAGUAAGUUCAGCUCCAGUGAAUCCAACUGUCUAUCCAACUGUGCCCAGCGCUAUAUGGACAUGAGCAUCAUCAUUAUGAAACGAUUUCAAAAUAGUUAAAAGGAUCUCAACGCGAGGCUUGCUUUUCCAGUUACAAGACAAUGUAUUUUCUUGGGUCUAUUGUUCAAUUCUAACCGAUAGGCAAAAGGUUAUGAAUUUCUGGAAAUACUGUUCAUUUUUUUGAAGUUGUUGCAUUCCCUAAAUCAGAUUAUUUUACAUUACAUCUUGAUGAGAAGAGUAACGAACCGAAGUAGGGUAUUCUGUUUUUUAAGGAGGAUAAAGAGAAAAAAAGGGGUAUUCUGUUUCUUUUGGCA